Onychostoma macrolepis is the source of this 2090-nucleotide messenger RNA. It is a transcript of the gene rnft2, whose product is annotated as ring finger protein, transmembrane 2. Lineage: Eukaryota; Metazoa; Chordata; Actinopteri; Cypriniformes; Cyprinidae. Gene Ontology annotation, molecular function: ubiquitin protein ligase activity. Bases 510 to 1919 code for a protein of 469 amino acids. Gene Ontology annotation, biological process: positive regulation of ERAD pathway. The transcript is spliced from 11 exons. The record is from RefSeq and is a predicted model, not a curated record.
UAAGAAGCCUGGCGAGAACAAAUCAUGCACAAUAUAGCACCAUUCAUUAGUGUUUUAUUGGUAUCAGCAGUCCGAUUAGAACAAUAUUGGAUGCCAUGUCAGGGAAUAGAGCACUUUAAAGGAGACCUAUUAUGCAAAAAUCACUUUUAUAAUGUGUUUGAACACAGUUGUGUUGCUGCAGUGUGUGAAAACUACCAGCCUAUAAUGUUAAAAAUCCACCAACUCAUUUUUUUUUAAUAAAACCAAUAAAUCAUGAACAGUCUCUCCACAAGAGCUGUUUCAGAUUCUCCCUCUGUUCACGUCACUGAGGAGGAAAAGUCCCGCCCAUGAGUGAGAAGCUGCAGUCCUCCAUUACUGGAUGUCAGCGCCAAAGAGGCAUUACAAGUGUUGUGUUUUGGGAUGCACUAAUGAACAUUAGUUCAUUAACUCUCCCCAUCUGAGCCGAGGACACUGUGGUUAAAUUUCAUUUUCAAAGGAAAUAUCCCGGAAAAAAUCGGUAACGUCCCUAAAUGUUUAGGAAUCAAUACCAACGCUCCGCAUGCGAACAUCAGCUCCAGACAAAUUUUGGAGCUCCUGGUGAUAAAGUGGGUGCCAUGCAGAGACGCCACAGCAGCAACACUGAGGGCAUGCCGCCAGAAAGGAACAGGAGUCAAACUCUCGGUUCAGAGAGCAGUCUUGAUGAAGGAGGUGUGUUUGACUGUCUGAAGCCAGACUCUCCUACGUCGCCCCAGCAGCUCUUCUCUGGUCUGGUGGGCGUCUCUGCUGGGAACGUGUCCUCAGCUCCCUUCCAGGCUGCGGGGCUGGUUCUGGGUUCUCCACCGGACGUCUUCAUCCAGAUGGCGUCCUCAUCGAGGGACGAAGGCUCUCACCGGACGGAGAACCCGCCUUAUCUCCCUCGCCCUCCUCAGCACCAUCAUCAUCACCAUCAUCAUCAUCACUCCGGCCAGCACCGCUCUUCUCUCCUGCAUGCGGCCACCUCUGCUGAGAGACAUGGGAGCAGAGAUGAUGGAGGUGAUGAUGCCUCUACACCAGCUCCUGCUCUCUCUGAGCUCAAGGCUGUGGUCACAUGGCUUCAGAGGGGCUUCCCUUUUAUCCUCAUUCUCCUCGCUAAAGUCUGCUUUCAGCACAAGCUAGGAAUUGCUGUUUGCAUUGGAAUGAUCAGCACAUUUGCCUUUGCUAACUCAACGCUGAAGCAUCAGGUGGCAUUGCGGGAGGAGAGGUCUGUGUUUACCACUCUCUGGAUUAUGAUCUUUCUCGCCGGCAAUAUUGUGUAUGUGUAUUAUACAUUCAGUGCAGAGGAACUUCACAACAGCCUUAUUUUUGCGAAGCCAAACAUCAACAGUUUUGAUUUCUUUGACCUGAUCUGGGCUGUUGGAAUAACCGAUUUUGUGCUGAAAUAUUUCACCAUUGAGCUCAAAUGCCUCAUACUGUUCCUGCCUAAAAUGAUGCUCGCUUUCAAGUCCAGGGGGAAGUUUUAUCUGCUCAUAGAGGAGCUGAGUCAACUCUUCAGAGCUUUGGUUCCCAUCCAGCUUUGGUAUAAGUACAUCAUGGGUGAAGAUCCAUCCAGCAGCUACUUCCUGGGGGCAACGCUGAUUAUCAUCUACAGUCUUUGUAAGUCAUUUGAUUUGUGUGGAAGAAUAUCUGGCAUUCGGAAAGCAUUCGUCAUUCUCUGUAGAUCACAGAGUUACGGUGCGCGAGCCAGUGCUCAGCAGUGCAGUGAGGCCGGGGAUGUGUGUGCGAUCUGUCAGGCUGAGUUCAGAGAGCCAAUCGCACUGCUCUGUCAGCAUGUGUUCUGUGAGGAGUGUUUAUGCCUGUGGUUUGACCGGGAGAGAACGUGUCCGUUGUGUCGUUCAACUGUGGUCGAAACGCCACGCAACUGGAAGGAUGGCACAACGUCGGCACACUUUCAGAUCUACUGAAUGGAGACCCAGCUGAAAGAUGAAGGUUUUCAGGUCCACUUGAAUCAGAUAAAACUUGUUUACCAUGCAUAAAAUGUUCCUGUUUGUAAUGUUAUAUAAAGGGAAGAGUGACAGUAUGUUACAUCAUUGAAUGUAAUUUACAAUUGCACCAUUACAUUAUGUCUGAUAACA